GACUGGAAGCCUUCUCUGAUGAUCCUGUCCUAGUAAAGACUCUGGAAUCGCAGACAUGCUCCAAGAUACUUGCUGUGGAAAUACUGGAAAAGAGUGAUAUUCCUCUUCUAGUUCUCUAUGACACUUCCGGAGAAGAUGAUAUCAACAUCAAUGCUACUUGUCUAAAGGCAUUGUAUGACAAGUCCCUUGAACUGCACCUACAGGUAGAUGCACUAUAUAAAAAUGUCAGAGUAACCAGUGUUUUCUCUGAUGGAAGCCUGUAUUGCCAAGUGCCAUAUAAAGGACUGUCUAGACUUUCUGAAGUCUUGCAGAAGUUAGAAGACUACUUCCAUUACAAGACACACACAUCUGAGUUUAAUGUAUCACUGCCUUUCUGUGGCAAAAUCUGCUUGUUUCCUUCUAAAGGAAAAUGGGCACGUGUAGAGAUAAGAAUUAUUUACACUAGCCAGGCACUUGAUGUGCUGUUCAUGGAUACUGGAAUAAUUGUAACUGUAAAAGUAUCAGAGCUUAGAGAAAUCCCACCACAAUUCGUGAGAGAACUAAUUGCAAUACCUCCUCAGGCUAUAAAAUGCUGCCUAGCAGAUCUGCCUCCUAACACUGGCAUGUGGACUCCAGAUGCUGUACUGUGCCUGAGAGACACUGUAAUGAAUUGUCCUGAAUUUGGCAUGAAGGUGGUUAAACAGGAAGGUUCGAAGGGAAUUGCACAUGUUUACUUGUUUGCUUCAGAGAAUUUUCAAGACAUGGUUCAUAGCAUCAAUCAACAGAUCAAAAAUGCAGACUUGUGGAAGCAUCAGAAAGAUGUUUUCUUGAGUGUUACACCCAGUGGUACUAGCUCCACAAAAGUGACAAGUGAGGCUCUUUCAGGUCUCCAAUUAACUAGUGGAAAGCUAGAGAAGAGUUUCUCUGAUUCAGCCCCAGAACCCAGCAGUGCGGUAUCUACCACUGAUAUGCCUCCACCUCUACCUUUGUCAAAGACUGGUGAGCUCAUGGAUGUCUAUGUCUCAGUGGCGUGCCAUCCAGGUCAUUUUAUUGUCCAGCCUUGGAAAGAGCUACAUAAUCUGGAAGCCCUAAUGGAAGAAAUGAUCUUGUACUACAGCAGGGCAGAAGAGAAACCUGUGAAUAUCGAGAAAAACAAACUGUAUGCAGCUAAAAUUGAAAACCAGUGGUACAGGGUCAUAAUAAAAGGAAUUCUUAGAAAUGGGUUUUUGUCAGUAUAUGAGCUGGACUAUGGUAAACAUGAAUUUGUCAGCACAGAGAAAGUACAGCCUCUUACGGAUGCGUUUAGAAAACUGCCUUUCCAAGCUAUAACAGCUCAGCUUGCAGGAGUGAAAAGCCAGCAGUGGUCAGAAGAGGCAUCAAUAGUGUUUCGGAAUCUUGUAGAGAAGAAACCCUUGGUGGCACAGAUACAGGCAGUUAAUGAAAGCACUAACUCUUGGGAUCGAAAAAUUGUAACUUUUCUAGUGGAUACAUCUCUUCCAGAUACCGAUCUAUGGAUUCAUGAUUUCAUGUCUCAAAGUCUUGUGGAAUUUUCAAAGGAUGAUUAA
Mesitornis unicolor (brown roatelo) is the source of this 1544-nucleotide messenger RNA. It is a transcript of the gene TDRD7, whose product is annotated as tudor domain containing 7. NCBI's taxonomy places the organism in Eukaryota, Metazoa, Chordata, Aves, Mesitornithiformes, Mesitornithidae. The annotation marks the transcript as partial. Gene Ontology annotation, biological process: lens morphogenesis in camera-type eye; lens fiber cell differentiation; spermatogenesis. The transcript has 9 exons. The record is from RefSeq and is a predicted model, not a curated record.